Molecule: messenger RNA, 2459 nt
Organism: Oxyura jamaicensis (ruddy duck)
Lineage: Eukaryota; Metazoa; Chordata; Aves; Anseriformes; Anatidae
Gene: GK5
Product: glycerol kinase 5
Exons: 15
Coding region: 62-1561 (499 amino acids)
Biological process (GO): triglyceride metabolic process; glycerol-3-phosphate biosynthetic process; glycerol metabolic process
Cellular component (GO): mitochondrion
Molecular function (GO): glycerol kinase activity
Source: RefSeq, a predicted model, not a curated record
UCUCCUCAGGGCGCUCUUGUGGCGGGCCCGGCCGCGCUGGGCGCUGCGGGCCCGGCGGGCGAUGCCGUGCGGGCAGCCGGAGAGCGGCGGCACCGCCGCCCCCGCGCGGUACGUGCUGGGGGUGGACGUGGGCAGCACGGCGGUCAAGUGCCACGUCUACGACCGGGCGGCCGCCGUCAGGGGCUCCAGCUGCAGGAAGGUAGAGUCGCUUUAUCCUCGUCCUGGCUGGGUGGAGUUAGAUCCCGAAGUCCUGUGGAGUCAAUUUAUUGGUGUAAUAAAAGAAGCGGUGCAAGCUGCAGGACUUCACAUGAGGCAAGUUGCUGGUCUUGGUAUCUCAACACAGAGAGCAACGUUCAUUACGUGGCACAAGAAGACAGGGAAACCUUUUCAUAAUUUCAUAAGCUGGCAAGACUUGAGAAGUGCUGAACUUGUGAAUUCCUGGAAUAGAUCCCUUCUGCUGAAGGUAAUCCAUGUUAUUUUUACACUGCUUCAUUUCUUGACUGGGAACGAUCGAUAUUUGGCUCCCAGUUUUCUUACUUUUUCAACACACCAGACUUCUAUGAAGUUGUCAUGGGUUUUCAAAAAUAUACCUGAGGCUGCUGAAGCUGCCAAAAAAAAUAACUGCUGCUUUGGAACUGUUGACACGUGGUUACUGUAUAGGUUGACUAAAGGUUCUGUAUAUGCCACAGACUACUCAAAUGCUAGUUCUACAGGCAUUUUUGAACCGUUCACGAAAUGUUGGAACCCCACUUUGUCUAAUUUACUUUCCAUUCCUAUGUCUGUUUAUCCUCCAGUGAAAGACACGAGCUUCAAUUUUGGAUCAGCUGACUCUGAAAUAUUUGGGGUACCUGUUCCAAUAACAUCAUUGGUAGCUGACCAGCAGUCUGCCAUGUUUGGAGAAUGCUGCUUCCACCCGGGAGACGUUAAACUGACGAUGGGAACAGGUGGCUUCUGGAACAUUAACACUGGAGGGAAUCUCUAUGCAUCAAAGAGAGAUCUGUAUCCACUGAUUGGUUGGAAGAUUGGGGAUGAAGUUGUCUACAUAACUGAAGGCUGUAUGUCAGACGUUGGCAAUGCCAUAAAAUGGGCUCAGGAUAUAAAUCUUUUCACCAAUGUAGAUGAAACAGCAGAAAUGGCACGGAGUAUUGCUGAUUCUCAAGGCGUUUGUUUUGUUCCAGGUUUUCAGGUUUCUGUGAAUGACCCGUAUUUAUGUGCCUCUUUCAUGGGGCUGAAACCUACUACAAGCAGAAACCACCUUGUACGAGCAAUACUGGAAUCCAUAGCUUUCAGAGCCGAUGGAGGCGUCAGUAAUAAUAGUUUUGUCAUGCAGAUGACUUCAGAUUUGAUUAAUAAGAAAAUAGAAAAGCCUACAAACACAGAUAUGUCUAGUCUUGGUGCAGCUUUUCUAGCAGGUCUUGCUUCAGGACUUUGGACUGACAAAGAACAACUCAAGAAGCUGAGGCGAAUAGAAGCAGUUUUUGAGCCCCAGAAGGACUUGGAGGAAUACAGACCUGCUAUGGAUACCUGGAUGCACGCAGUGAAACGCUCCCUGCACUGGUAGAAACUGGCAUUUUAACCAUAGAAGGAUUCAAAUGUUUUGUUAAUAUUUAUAAAACUUUGUAAUUAACAGGACAGUAAAAACUGUAACUGAAAUUUGUGAUGGUAAAUAGAAAUGUUACAUGGUACUUGAGUAACCUUCCUGCUGCUACAUUACUUAGCACUCCAUAAUGAGCCUUCAUAUUGUCUUCAUGACAGCUGUAGACCAGCUGCAGCAUUUGUGUCCCUUCAGUGACCUCCUUUGGGUGGCCCAGCUGCUUGAAUCCUAUAACCAUGCAUUAGAGAUGGGGAGUUCUUUCCUAUGAUGUGUUUUCUUCUGAGGAACUCACCUCCCUUCUGAUCUUUGAAAGCUUUGAUAUGUUAACCAUCAAGGAGGGGAAAAAGGGACACAUACUUCCCCAGGUAUUUCUAAGAAAAGUAAAAUGAACAUUUGGAGGGGAGCUGUGGAAUUGGUUGUGUAUAAAGAUACUUUCAUGAUAGUAGCCUGUUAGCACAUUUUGUUUGACUUUGUAAGGAAGCAUUCGACCUAGCGGUGUGAUAACAUUUUAGUGGUACUUAGGGAUCAGCACUAAAUUAAGAUGAAAUACAAAAGCAAAUAUGCUUUCAGGACUCCAUAAAAGAUGCAUCUCUCCAGGGUUUUUUGUAGCUCAUGUUUCCUGUCUAUUUGGAGCUAUUUUUUUAAAAGUUAUUAAAAAAAAAUGCAUUAUCUGGCAUGAUUAUAUGAAUAUGUUAAAUAUCUGUACAGGUAUGCUGUCUGACUUUUUAAAAGAAAACUGUAACAUUAGUAUUUUCAAGUCCCUCACUUCACUCACUACGUUCUAUUAUUAUUAGAUGAAACGGUCAAAAGUCUAUUUUUGGAGUUAUUAAUUUUAUACUUUUAAAACAAAUUGUAAUUAAAGAAA